Messenger RNA from Colletotrichum truncatum, 1905 nucleotides. Its product is annotated as nuclear envelope protein. Gene Ontology annotation, molecular function: spindle pole body-nuclear membrane anchor activity. Gene Ontology annotation, biological process: nuclear pore organization; spindle pole body localization. Lineage: Eukaryota; Fungi; Ascomycota; Sordariomycetes; Glomerellales; Glomerellaceae. The record is from RefSeq and is a predicted model, not a curated record. Gene Ontology annotation, cellular component: nuclear pore transmembrane ring; spindle pole body.
AUGGCACCGGCAACAGUGAGAAGGGCACCUUACAAGGACUUCCUGCAGCCUGCGCUGCAUAGGCGAUUUUCUUCUACAGCUACAAUCUUGCUCGCCCUCUCAUAUAUCCAGGCGAUCUUCCUUUCGGGCUGGAGCUCCUACUUCUGGAGCUGGUUUCCCAUUGGCCCCGCCGGCAUUCGAACCCUUUUCCUUUUCGUCUGCGGCUUAUCGAUAAUUGUCUUGCGCAUUUCUCAAUACCAUGUUGGCGCACGCACCUCCAACUCGACUUUCCACGCGUUUACGACGUACUUCUUCAGUCUCCAGACCGUCGAAACAUGGCUGUUUUACGGAUUCUCGAGCACGCUGUUUUCCUACAUCUACCUGUGGGCUUUGCCGGAUACUGCGAACAUGGGCAUAGUGACGUAUUACAGCGGCGACCGGGCUAGGUUGAACGAGAAAACCAUCUUUUUCUUCUCCUACAUGGGCGUUAGCGCUGCCGUACAGGCGCUGUUUCACUUCUAUCGUGAUGACGAUAGGAUCCUCAUUGACGUGUCGAAGUCUAAGAAUGGCGAGGUGAAGGGUUCCGGGGAUACGUCUGCCACGUUGAAGAACGUCGUGAACGAGAUUCCUGCAAUUCUGAUCCAGGCGAGUCAGAGGGCGUUCACUGACAUUUUUGUCGCCGUUGGAGUUUACUUCAUCAUCUUGCGAUCCUGGAUCUGGGGUUGGGCACUGUUCUUCGUCCGGCCCUUCUAUAAUCUCCCGAAGACAAACAUGCUGCCCCCCACCCAGCCUGUCGACUUUUACUUGGUGCUGCGUUGCUUCAUCGCUGGGUUUCUCAUUUCCAGCGUGUGGAAGACGGCAAACCAUGCCUUUUCGACUUUCAUGGUCAAGGAGCCCCUGAAGAACGGCAAGCCUCUCACCAGCGAAUCCAAAGACCCCAAUGGCAGUCUCUUGAACGGACUCAAGAGCAAGAAGUCGCAGAUUAAGUGUUUCGCACUUUGGGAACUUGCCUUCAUCGCCCGAAAUGACGAAGUGAGACGGAAAGCUAUUUACGAAGAUAUUGACCGUAAAGAUGGUCCAAUGUGGUCUCAGAUUUAUGUUCUCUGCCUCGAUGUGGUCAAAAGCAUUGAGAAGAGAAUUGACGAGUAUGGGAAGCCUGCGGCUGCACCAGUUGCCCCCGUUGUGCCCGAGGAGGUGCGAGCUCGCUCCUCUGCACCCUUGAAGGAGGACCCGAUUUUCCAGAGCAAACCAGCAAACAAGAGCAUGCGAGGUGAAGUUGAAAAGGCUCUUACCUCAGUCGGCCGUCAUCCUGGCCACUCGCCGGUGUCCCAGCUCAGCCCCUUAGCGAAGAAGACCCUUCUAGGUGCGCGAGACAAGGUCCUUAGCAAAGAGCAACAAGAAGCCCUAUCAUCACCACAGCUGAUGAGCCAGUUCCAGACUUGGGCCUUACAGGUCAUCGGCAACGAGCACAUCGGCUGGAUUUUCCGCCAAGAGUUCCGGAAUCGUCUCACUGCUGUGAUCCUUGGUACACCGUACUCAGAACUGAGCCAGUACAUCAACGCUAUCGAUGUGCUGAGUUUGUUUCUGGUGAAUAGUCUUCAGGAAGACAAGUUCGGCAACGUCCACAGAGACGUGGCUUCUGUCAUCCGGACAUUCACCAUUAUCAUUAACAAAAUCGAGACAUUCAAGACGAACUUCCCGCUUCAUUGGACAGACAUUAAGCAGAGCAGGGCCACUCCCGAGGUGGAUGCAGUCAUUGCUGCUCUGAAGACUGGCCUGGCCCAGGUGGUUGCAGAGUUUGAACCCUACGCCAGCGACUUGCGGUUGAGUCGCACAGAUAUCAGACUAGCAAAGGAAGCUUCGGUUCCUGUAUCUCUUGGGCAAGAGGAUAAGCCACGACUUCCCGAGAUGCAGCAGGCCCGUUAG